Molecule: messenger RNA, 1311 nt
Organism: Alternaria atra
Lineage: Eukaryota; Fungi; Ascomycota; Dothideomycetes; Pleosporales; Pleosporaceae
Exons: 4
Coding region: 1-1311 (436 amino acids)
Source: RefSeq, a predicted model, not a curated record
AUGCCUGCCAUGGCCAACGAGAAAGCUGCACCUGCCUUCAUGGAACUUCCGCUCGAAGUGCGACACACCAUCUUCGAGUAUGUGGCUGCCCGCAAUGUCAAGCCCAAGAAGCUGCUCCGCUACUGGUUCGAGAAGAAAGAGGUAAAGGCGCUCAUCGAGCAGGAGGCCAUCAACAACCCCAACGGUCCCACACCGCGGGUCGUAUAUGACAACGACUACGAUGACUAUGAUGAUGACGAUGACUACAUCGCCGCAUCUGACGAUGAUGGUGAAGAUGACGACGAAGACGAGAACGAGGAUGCGGAUGAGGACAUUGGGAACGAAGACGAAGACGAGCAUGAGCAUGAAGAAGUAGAGCAGGAAGAGGAUAGCGGCGGUGAAGAUGAGGCCGGAAUCUACGUUGAGGAUGCGGAGGAGGAAUCAGAGGUAGCUGUGGACGGCGCGCAAACCCUUCAGCCAGCACUUACUCAAGCUACGGCUCAAGUCAACCUCAGCAAUCAGCCCGCAGACAAGAUAAAGGAGGACGCCGGCCAAGUACACGUUGAAGAUGACGAGGAGGAUGAGGAAGAUGAGGAGGCGGAGGGCGUCCAGGCAAGUACCGGAGAAGAGGGUGGCAAUGGCAGCGAGGACGACGACGACGACGAAGAAUUGGCUGAUGGUGACGGCAACACUGGUACCGCAGUCGCUUCUGUUCAACCUCCUCCUCCAGCGCCUGUAGUCCGGCCCCACGGCAAGUGGCGACAUAUACCCAACUUCAUGCGCCUCACUCAGUGCCCUCCGCCAGUCCAGCUCCUGUUGACUUCCCAGCAGCUGAAUAACGAAGCCAAGAACUGGUUCUACGAUGUAGCCAUCUUACGCAUCGAUGCUACUGGCAGCUUCGCCCAUACGUCCUUCUUCGAAGAGGCAUUCAGCCAGAUCACUGACGCAGCGUUUUCCCCCAUGGAGAACAUCCGCAAGGUUGAUGUGACUUUCGUUUGGGAUUCGACCUGGAUCCGCGCGGAUACAACUGAUUGCGUCGAAGCCAUCUUCCCUGCCCUUCUUCGUCAGCGCUCAAGCUUCGUAUAUCAGAUUUUGUUACAAGCGCCGGACUUGCGGGAGGUCGUCAUCCACUGGCACGACUCCGCCCAAGACGACGAAAGCACUAACCUGAUGCUUGACAGCCUUGCGCCGUUCCGCACUCUGCCUGCUACUGUCAAGAUCAUCGAGCACUAUAUCGCUGCGGAUGCGACGCCCAGAAAGUCCAGCAUCGCUGGCAAGCGUCGUGUUGAGUUCCAGAACAUUCUCGACAUGGGCCUCGAUCAGCUUUUUUAA